Messenger RNA from Cynara cardunculus var. scolymus (artichoke), 1326 nucleotides. Its product is annotated as tubulin beta-1 chain-like. The transcript has 3 exons. Bases 1 to 1326 code for a protein of 441 amino acids. Lineage: Eukaryota; Viridiplantae; Streptophyta; Magnoliopsida; Asterales; Asteraceae. The record is from RefSeq and is a predicted model, not a curated record. Gene Ontology annotation, cellular component: cytoplasm; microtubule. Gene Ontology annotation, biological process: microtubule cytoskeleton organization; mitotic cell cycle. Gene Ontology annotation, molecular function: structural constituent of cytoskeleton; GTP binding; GTPase activity.
AUGAGAGAGAUCUUGCACAUUCAAGGGGGACAAUGCGGCAACCAAAUUGGUUCCAAGUUCUGGGAAGUCAUCUGCGACGAGCAUGGUGUCGAUCCCAACGGCAACUGCACCGGAUCAUCAACUGAUAUCCAACGUGAACGAAUAAAUGUUUAUUACAAUGAGGCAUCCAGUGGCAGAUACGUCCCGCGUGCAGUCCUCGUGGAUCUUGAGCCUGGUACCAUGGAUAGUAUCAAAGGUGGUCCCUAUGGCCAUAUCUUUAGGCCUGAUAAUUUUGUGUUCGGUCAAUCCGGUGCUGGCAGUAAUUGGGCUAAGGGGCAUUACACUGAAGGGGCGGAGUUGAUUGAUUCCGUUCUUGAUGUUGUACGUAAGGAGGCUGAGAAUUGUGAUUCGCUACAAGGUUUUCAGGUUUGCCACUCACUUGGAGGAGGCACAGGGUCUGGAAUGGGAACACUCUUGAUUAAUAAGAUAAGAGAGGAAUACCCUGAUAGGAUGAUGCUUACAUUCUCCGUUUUCCCUUCGCCAAAGGUCUCUGAAACCGUUGUUGAGCCCUAUAACGCCACACUCUCGGUGCACCAACUGGUUGAAAACACAGACGAAUGUAUGGUCCUUGACAAUGAGGCCCUUUAUGACAUAUGUUUCAAGACUCUGAAAGUCACCAGCCCAAGUUUUGGCGACCUGAACCACUUGAUCUCCACAGCCAUGAGUGGUGUAACGUGCUGCUUGAGAUUUCCCGGCCAACUAAACUCCGACCUCCGGAAGCUCGCGGUUAACCUGGUUCCUUUCCCGCGUCUCCAUUUCUUCAUGGUCGGUUUCGCACCCCUCACUUCUCGCUACUCCAAGAAUUACGUCUCUGUUGGUGUCCCCGAGCUGACUCAACAAAUGUGGGAUUCAAAGAACAUGAUGUGUGCAGCAGACCCACGCCACGGCCGAUACCUGACGACCUCCGCCAUGUUCCGAGGUAAGAUGAGCACCAAGGAGGUUGACGAACAGAUGAUGAACGUUCAAAACAAGAACUCGUCUUACUUUGUUGAGUGGAUCCCUCACAACGUUAAAUCGAGCGUUUGCGAUGUCCCACCAACCGGGAUGAAAAUGGCGUCGACCUUUAUUGGGAACUCGACAUCGAUCCAAGAGAUGUUUAGACGAGUGAGCGGGCAGUUCACGACCAUGUUUAGGCGAAAGGCGUUCUUGCAUUGGUAUACCGAUGAGGGAAUGGACGAGAUGGAGUUCACGGAGGCGGAAAGUAAUAUGAAUGAUUUGGUAUCGGAGUAUCAGCAGUAUCAGGACGCGACAUCGGAGGAGGAGGAGGAGGAGUACGAUUACGAAUAA